This is a messenger RNA of Bemisia tabaci, 1728 nucleotides long. RefSeq names its product vacuolar protein sorting-associated protein 26C. The record is from RefSeq and is a predicted model, not a curated record. Lineage: Eukaryota; Metazoa; Arthropoda; Insecta; Hemiptera; Aleyrodidae. Gene Ontology annotation, biological process: intracellular protein transport.
GCGGUAUGUCGAUGUGGCCGAUGUGAGAUAACGCGAGUGAUUGAUAACGGAUGUACACAAUACACAAUCACAAUCACACAUUCCACAUGUAAAUACUUUCUUUUUUUUUUAGGGAUUAUGUACAGUUGCAGUUACAUAAAACUUUAGGAUUUUUAACUUUUAAUUGAUUUUCAUUUGUGUCAAUCUGCCCAAUUUAACUCUGUUAUUCAUCAUUCAUAAUGUCGUUAUCACUCGACAUCCAACUGAAAAAAGUCAGUAAAGUGUAUCAAGAAGGGGACACUAUCGCCGGAGCAAUUGUAAUUGAAUCUCCCAACAAUGUGAAGCACGAUGGAUUAACGCUGAGUAUAGAAGGCGCUGUUAAUUUACGCCUGAGUCCAAAAAAUGUUGGAUAUAUUGAAGCAUUCUACAAUUCUGCCAAGCCUGUGCAGCUUGUCUCCUAUUUCGUUGAGGUAGCAGGACCUGGCAAAAUUCCAUCAGGCAAAACUGAGAUACCAUUUGAAGCUGUAUUGAAACCUUUGACAAAUAGGACACUCUAUGAGACUUAUCAUGGGGUUUACAUAACAGUGCAAUAUACUUUACGGUGCGAUUUAAAAAGAAACUUUCUGAACAAAGAUCUAUUCAAAGAAAUAGAAUUUUUUGUUGAAAACAAGCCGAAAGAAUAUGCACCUCCAAAACCAAUGGAGUUUUCUAUCAGCCCCGCUUCAUUACAAAAUGCUCACAAGAAUUACAUUCCUUCUUUUAAAAUUGUCGGCCAUUUAAACUCGACAGUUUGCUCGGUGAAUAAACCUUUCACUGGACAACUGACUGUGGAGCAUUGUGAGAGCUCUAUUAAAUCAGUCGAGUUGCAGCUAGUUCGAGUAGAAACUUGUGGCUGUGCUGAAGGGUAUGCUAGAGAUCCCACUGAAAUACAGAACAUUCAAAUAGGAGAGGGCAACGUUGCAACAGGUCUUGCAAUACCGAUUUACAUGAUUUUUCCCAGAUUAUUCACCAGUGCCACAUUGUGCACCACUAAUUUUAAGAUCGAAUUUGAAGUCAAUCUAGUGGUAGUAUUUCAUGAUGAUCAUCUGAUCACCGAAAAUUUUCCCAUAACUCUUGUGCGGUACUGAUGCUCCUGAAAAAAGCUGAAAGUCGUAAAAUGAACAUCUGUUAACUUCAUUGUCUUUCUUAUAAAAAGUUGGUGUUAUAUACCUUUAAAACCAUUUUACUGUGAUGAAGCGAUUACAUGAAUUUCUAACAAUUUUUCUGUGUAAAAUUGUAUGCUGCUAACUAUUUGUGGUUCUGAUCUGCCUAUGAGGGAAAUUGGAAAUAUAUCCACGCAUUGUUGCCGUAACUUCAAGUUCCAGCACUGAAAGAGAUGAGAACUUAAAUCAGAGGAAAUCCUAAGCCAUUGAUUCAGUGAAGGACUAUGCAUGGAAUAUCCAGAAAUUCUGCGCCGGCUAAAUUUCGGUAUUAUUUCAUAUGAUGCUUCUUAUGGCUACUUGAUGCUCAAGAAUUGCUUUUACUGUUCGGGGAUUGCUUCUACAAACGUCAGACGAAUGACGAAAGAAACAGGAAAAUGAAAAAGAUGGUCUACUUAGGAAGACAUCCUGCUCUUUGUACCUAGAUAUGAGUGUCGACCUGGCAAACUCCAAAUUCUCUCAAGCCUCAACAUGCUGACCAACCUUGGACCUCUUAUAAAUGUUACACUUGACAGGAAAUAUUUUUGUCAAUAUAAGCAUUGGAAACUCA